Molecule: messenger RNA, 2869 nt
Organism: Acanthochromis polyacanthus (spiny chromis)
Lineage: Eukaryota; Metazoa; Chordata; Actinopteri; Pomacentridae
Product: double-strand-break repair protein rad21 homolog A-like
Exons: 14
Coding region: 196-2094 (632 amino acids)
Biological process (GO): replication-born double-strand break repair via sister chromatid exchange; synaptonemal complex assembly; mitotic sister chromatid cohesion
Cellular component (GO): synaptonemal complex; cohesin complex
Molecular function (GO): protein binding; chromatin binding
Source: RefSeq, a predicted model, not a curated record
AAACAUCCUGCCGAUUUUAAAAGGACAGCGGUGAGCGGGAGGAAGGCGACUGGCGCCAUCUUGGCUGUUUUAAUGAGUACAACAGGGGGGAAUUCGCUGGGAGAAAUAACCUAAUCUUUGGGAUUUCACUCUAAGUGGGGUACUGUCGGUAAACCACACCACAGUGUGAGCGUGUGAAACAGGGGAGCCAGGGCAAUGUUCUACGCCCACUUUGUCCUCAGCAAACGUGGGCCGCUGGCCAAGAUCUGGCUGGCGGCCCAUUGGGACAAGAAGCUGACCAAGGCCCAUGUGUUUGAAUGCAACCUAGAGAGCAGUGUGGAGAGCAUCAUUUCACCCAAGGUGAAGAUGGCAUUGCGUACGUCAGGCCACUUGCUCCUUGGGGUGGUGAGAAUCUACCACAGGAAGGCUAAGUAUCUGCUUGCUGACUGUAAUGAAGCCUUCAUCAAGAUCAAGAUGGCUUUUCGGCCAGGUGUGGUGGAUCUACCUGAGGAAAACAGAGAGGCUGCAUACAAUGCCAUCACCUUACCUGAGGAGUUCCAUGACUUUGACCAGCCACUUCCAGAUCUGGAUGAUAUCGACGUGGCCCAGCAGUUCACCCUGAACCAGAGUAGAGUGGAAGAGAUCACCAUGAGGGAGGAUGUUGGCAACCUUAGCCUCCUGCAAGACAAUGACUUUGCUGACUUUGGUAUGGAUGAUCGAGAGAUGAUGCGUGAUGCCUCCACAUUUGAGGAGGAUCUCAUGCAUGGUGCCACGGCCUCUAACCUUUUGCUUGAGGCUGAGCCAGGUCCAGCCAAUCUCCCGGACAAAUCCAACCACAUGGAGUAUGAUGACUUUGGGGAUGGCUCUAUGGGCAACAGCGAUGGUGGAAUGUUGGUUGACAAGCUGCUUAGCUCUGAAGAUGGAGGGGGCAUCUUUGAUGAUCCUCCGGCCAUCACAGAAAGUGUAAUGAUGCCUCCAGAUCAUGGAGAUGAUGAGGAUGACUUUGAUAACCUCCAGUCACCGGGUCCAGACAGCCCAGAUUCUGGCCCAGCAGAGCCACUGCCAGCAAUGGCUGACCAGACAGAACAGACCACUCUGGUUCACAAUGAGGAGGAGGCCUUUGCCCUGGAGCCCAUUGACAUCACUGUGAAAGAGACCAAGGCGAAGCGUAAAAGGAAGCUGAUUGUGGACAGUGUGAAAGAGCUGGACAGUAAGACCAUCAGGGCCCAGCUGUCUGACUACUCUGACAUUGUUACCACCCUGGACCUCGCCCCUCCCACCAAGAAGCUCAUGAUGUGGAAGGAGACUGGAGGAGUAGAGAAGCUCUUUUCUCUGCCGGCUCAACCUCUUUGGAAUGCCAGACUGCUCAAGAUGUUCACACGCUGCCUGACGCCUCUGGUGCCAGACGAGUUGAGGAAGAGGAGAAAGGGUGGUGAGGCAGACAGUCUGGAUGAAUUCCUCAAAGAGCUGGAGAACCCAGAGGUGCCUAGAGAGGAGGUCACGAGUCAGCACAGAGAUGUUAUCGACCAGACUAUCAUGGAGGAGCCCAGUAUGCUGGCAGCCUCCACAAUGGAGGGUAGCAGGACGACCUUGGAUGAAACUGUCAUGCCUCCUCCCUCCACCCCCCGUGGUGUCAAACGCAAGAACAUUGACAAAGAGAGCUCCCUACCUAUGUCUACCUUGGAGCAGCAGCAGCCUCAGGUGGCCGACCGUUCUGUCUUGUCUCAGGUGGAUCUGCCCCCAGAGGAGAGCAGCGUUAACCUCACCCAGCUCGUCCCAGAGCUUGACCUCCUGGGUGAGAAGGGGAAAGACAAGAAGGAUGACAGCGACGAAGAAGAGGAAGAGGAAGGCCAGGCCGGAGACCAGGAUCAGGAGGAGAAGAGAUGGAACAAGAGAACCCAGCAGAUGCUGCACGGUCUCCAGCGCGUCAUGGCUAAGACUGGUGCCGAUUCAGUUAGUCUGCUUGACUUGUGCCGGAACAACAACAGGAAGCAGGCAGCUGCCAAGUUUUACAGUUUCCUGGUCCUCAAAAAGCAACAAGCCAUCGAGGUGACCCAGUCUGAGCCCUACAGCGACAUCAUCGCCACCGCUGGACCAAGAUUCCACCUUAUUUAGACAUUGGAAGAACAGACAAACACUCUGCUUGCAACAGGCAUACUUUUUUUUAAUUACUCAACUUUUUGCCUUUUUAUUUUGUGUUUUCCUGUCAGCCCAUUUUUUUCCUGGGGAAGGGGAGGGAGUAGUGUGGAACGGGUGGGAAACAUUUUAAUAAAGGAUUUUACUGUACAACAUAUGGAAUCAUGCAGUAUUCUUGGUUCAAAUGGAGUGAGGAAGAAUGUUUAACAAGUAUAUUUAUAAAGCAACCUUUUUCAGUCACCAAUUUGUAAACUUCGCUUCAUUUUGGUUUGUAAGUUAAAUUUCUUUUGUCUGCUCAUUCCGUAAGUUUUGUACCAUUGCCCCUCUCGUCAACUCAAAUAUUGCAGAUUCUAGAUAACAGCCCUGCAUUCUCACAUGGAAUCCUGUAUUAACUGUGUACAUGUUCUGGAAAGGUACUGUUUCAUUGCUCAGAAGUGUAACCUCUCCCAUCUUCUCCUUGUUGCACUUGUUCUCGGAUAAACUAAAAGGUUAAUCUGUCAAAAAUUGGUAAAUUUUACCUGGCAUUAAAUAUCAUGUUUCAGAUGUAUAAUUCAGGCAGUUUAUCAAUUAAGUUUUAUGUAAAUUUCUUUUUUUGUACCUUUUUAUGUUUAUGCUUAUUCACCUUUUUGCAUUAUGUAACUAGGUAAUGUACUUGUUACAGUUAAGUUCACUAUCCCACCUUUUUAGUCUUUGGGUAACUUCUAGUUGUGAUACAUCUGUAAAGAUUUGAAAUAAAGUGUUUUAAGUACUUGGA